Aspergillus bombycis is the source of this 540-nucleotide messenger RNA. RefSeq lists its product as uncharacterized. Lineage: Eukaryota; Fungi; Ascomycota; Eurotiomycetes; Eurotiales; Aspergillaceae. The transcript has 3 exons. The coding region runs from base 1 to 540 and encodes 179 amino acids. The record is from RefSeq and is a predicted model, not a curated record.
AUGCAUGAUGAAGUCAACCAAGCACGUGCCCUAAGAGUGGCUGAGAUCAUCAACGACUACCGGACCCUCCUGGUACACAUCUCGCAACAAGAUAUCCCCGUGCCCGCGGAAGAUUGCUGCCAGCCAGGCUAUGCGGUGAUCCGGGAGAGUUUGGCCGCCGCGCAAGCCCUAAUGUCGUCGAACUAUACCCCGGCCGUUCCAGCCGGAGGGAAUGACGCGGAAACGGAAAAGGCAGAACUUCAGAGGGUCAUACUCGAUGCAAGCGCCCGUCGUUUCCGAGCCCAUAAGAUAUACCUCCGCGCGGCAGCAGGGAGAAGAUGGUCUAUUAAUCGGGAAGAUGUCCUACGAGGACAGAGACCCGACCAGACCCAUGCUCGUCGGUUGGAGCUAGUAGACGAUACAUUCCGACAGGAACUCGCUCAGGUGACAGAUGAAUACGUUGUGGCUGAUCUUCGGGCAGCCGAUAUGCGCGCAGGCCAUUGGCUUAAUGACGAUCCAUCUCUAUCGGUAAUGCGCAAUUGGAUCCAAUCCCAUCCAUGA